AUGGAUAAGGCUGAGUAUGAGGCAAAGGUGGACAACCUCUUAAUUGACAGGAAAUCCUAUGUAUCAUGGACAGCGAUCGAGUUAAACAAACUCGUGAACAGUAUAAACAAGACGGCUGACAAGCUCAGAAAGUUGGGAGCCCUCACGAGAAGAGAAGCACUGACCACAAAAGUCACUGAUGCCGCGAUGGCGCGCUUCUACGGCCUGACAAAAGUCCAGAAGCCAGGAGUGCCCCAUACGCCCCCUUGUCUCAUUACGUGGCACUCCAACAUUUGGGCUGCCAAAGUGGCUGUGCCAGCGACUUUCUUUCCUCACCUAGGAUUUGCCGUGGACAGUCAAGUCGGCUGGAGAGUUGUUGACACGCAUUCAGAAUAUUGCCGUAGAGACAGACGCGGUAAUGGUGUCAUUCGAUGUGAUCUCGUUAUUCCCUCAAUCCCACUCGCCCUUGCUAUCGACACUAUCGACGGACUUCUUCGAAAAAAAUUUGAUGAGAUCGAGCAGAAACUCAAACGAGAGCACAUCAUCGAGCUCCUUGAAUUGUGUCUUAGUGCAUUAUUCACCUUCAAUAGCCAAAUUUACGAGCAGAAGAAGGGGGCACCAAUGGGCUCCCCUAUGUCUGGGCUCAUUGCAAAAGCACUUCUACAGAAGCUGAAACAGCUAGUCUUCAGCUCGGAGCCCCAGAAGUUCUGGGCCCGACACGUCGAUGACACAUUCGGCAUACUAAAGAACCAUGUGCAAACUUGCAAGGCGUCUUUAAAUUUAACCUGUUCCGACAUCCAUUUUACCAUGGAAGAAGAAGUCAACGAUCAGUUGCCCUCCUUUGACGUCCGAGUUACAAAACUGGCAGGCGGGAAGAUAAGGACGACGGUCGACCGUAAAGCAACUAACACGAGGCGCAUUCGUCACUUUUAA
Molecule: messenger RNA, 912 nt
Organism: Dibothriocephalus latus
Lineage: Eukaryota; Metazoa; Platyhelminthes; Cestoda; Diphyllobothriidea; Diphyllobothriidae
Source: the annotation of a GenBank genome assembly